Molecule: messenger RNA, 1152 nt
Organism: Xyrichtys novacula (pearly razorfish)
Lineage: Eukaryota; Metazoa; Chordata; Actinopteri; Labriformes; Labridae
Source: the annotation of a GenBank genome assembly
AUGGUCACCAACGUCAAUGGACCCAGACCCAAUGGAAGACACGGGCACGAAGACAGCAUGGUGUCCAACAUGUGGGUAAGUCCUCAUCCUGGAGGCUUAACUUUCUUGUAAAGUAAAAAAUGAAACAUGCUGUUUGAUACUUUUUUUACAGCAUAACUCUCACAUCUGUCUUGCUUAUGUGAAGGCUGAGCAGCUGUUCUUGAUUCAAUAACAGCACUUGCUAAGAAGAACCAGCUGUCCACUCUAAUACAAGAACCCUCGGGCUGAACUUCAACUAGACGUUUACAAAAAUCAGCCAGAGAAGUAUUUUCAAUCAAAUAAGGUGGUUAUGAUUGCAUGGCGUUAGCUCGCAGUUAAGGUGAAAUUCCAGCGAGCAAAUUUGAAUUAGAAACUAGAACACCAAGGAUGAAUUUUGUUAAAAAUAUGAGAAAUUUGAAGGUUUAAAUCUGAAGUAAUACCAAAGGACGGCGUGUUUUUGCAGUACAAGAACAUUAAGUUUGAAUGGAUAGAAGAGGAGGCGUAAAGGAGGCUACACUUGAACAGCCGAGACAGUAAAAUAUCCAUUUAUUCAUUUUAAAAAGAAGCACAAAUGAACAGGAUCUAAAUUUAUCAAAUCCUGUGCUCAUAGAAUAAAAGAGAGGAAAUGAAAAGUUCGAAAUGAGCGUAACAAGCAGCGAUUAAAGCCUCUGUAGAAAAAAUAUGGAACAACCAGUUUAUUAAAUGACGAUUAUGAAACUACGAUGAUUUUCUAUCAUGAUGGCAGGAAAGAGAAGUCUUUAAAACAUCCAAUUCUGCUGUAUGUUCCUCUCUUUCACACUUUUACACCGCGUCUUUGUCACGACAAGGCCGUGUUGGAAAAGUUCUCCUUUAGUGCAGCAGCUAAAGUCAGUCCACAGCGGCUCGAGUUGAUUGAGCUGAUGGUCUGUCUCGAAGCCUUUUCCUGAAAAAAAGGUCCCGGUGGGCUUUCCAUGGUUCAGGAAUGUGCCGGGGCCACGUUUGCUCCGUCUGACAGGACCCCCCUCAGGUCCCGGCAGCUGCCAGGAUGAAGAGAAUACUCUGCGCCGACACACGGUGACAGGAGCUGAUGUGGUCGUCCGCGUCCGUCAGAGCUUUCAUUUCACACGCCGAGCCAUCGAUUCCCCAGCCGGGUGA